This is a messenger RNA of Aspergillus piperis CBS 112811, 1163 nucleotides long. RefSeq lists its product as uncharacterized. Gene Ontology annotation, molecular function: RNA polymerase II transcription regulatory region sequence-specific DNA binding; DNA-binding transcription factor activity, RNA polymerase II-specific. Gene Ontology annotation, biological process: regulation of transcription by RNA polymerase II. Lineage: Eukaryota; Fungi; Ascomycota; Eurotiomycetes; Eurotiales; Aspergillaceae. The annotation marks the transcript as partial. The record is from RefSeq and is a predicted model, not a curated record. The transcript has a single exon. Gene Ontology annotation, cellular component: nucleus.
GAGCAACAUCUUCGGGACAAGAUCCAUACGCCUGUCCGAAAGACCCGAAAAGGGCUUUUGUGUGACAAAUGUGACCGGGGAUUUUCAAGCAAAGCCGCAUUGAUGCAACACCAAAGAUCGCUGGUCCAUCGUCCUCUCAGCAACCUGGAGUGCAUAGUUUCAAAGUGCCAAAAGAGGUUCAAAAGCCCUUCAGCUCUUUUACAUCAUCUUGAAAGCGGCACUUGCCGUUCUAGCAUGAAUAGAGAGAAACUCAAUGACAUAAUCCGUCUGCACGAUACCAACCAUGUGAUCUCCGGCCAGGCCCAGCCGAGUCGAAUUUACGCUUUGGACGAAACUCUCAGUGUAUCCUCGGAUUAUAGCACUCGGUUUCAGGUUAUCUAUACCCCAAGCAGCGCAGCAUCUGUUAGCUCGCUUUACCUGGCGGAACCCAGCCCACCCGGAGCGCACGUAUUCGAUCUUAAAACUGUGGACUCUGGAAGGAAAUCGUGUCUUGACUGCUCGAGAACAUUCAAAUCCGUGCAAUCCCUUAUGCAACACCGACAAUCUGCCGCCCAUACAAGUGCGAUAUUCAGUUGUCCAACAGCCUUGCUGAGCAGGGAACCUGCAUUAAAGCAGUCCUUUAGCACGCUUAGUGGGCUUGCGCAACACCUUGAGGCCGGAGCUUGUAUUGGAGGCUAUAGCAUGCUCCAAGAAGCAGCUAGGUACUUGGAAACAUGCCUCCACAACAUGGGCUUUAAAAGAAAGAUUCUUUUAAAUAGUACUAUAUAGCUCUAUUUCCCUGAUCCGGAGAAGUAUGCGAACUAAUAGAAACUUUUCUUCAGAAGACUAUAUCCACAAAAUGCUCGAUAACAAUCGCGGUUUGAUUACUAACCCUAUUCCCAAGCGGUUGAAUGGUUAUCUGCAGUCAGAGCUUGGUAUCUAAGUCAAAAAUGAUGAUAAUGUCUUUGGUGUGCCAUUUUAUGACUGAACCUAACCGAAAUGUGAUUGACAGCUCAUUUGAAGACACCCCAAUCCUUAGCCGAGAAAGAUUGACAAGAGACGAACGUCCUCUCCUCCGUAACAAACAAAAUGCUUCGCGACUUAGAUAAUCAGAUUGAUACCGAAGGCUGCUCCAGCCAACCCUAACCCUGUCUGGCAAGACGUGUACCAGUGACUGCGGUGUC